AGCCGGCCGGCCCUGCCCGCGGACCGGCCGGGGCGGGAGGGGCUCCGCGCCUGACGUGAUGGGCCCCGGCGCGGCCGCCCCCGGGCAGGAGCACGCGGGGCGCAGGGCGGGCGGUAUCCUCUCCCCCGGCCCCUGCGCCGGACUCGGGCCGGCCGCGCGGGCGGCGCUCCCCCCUCGCCGACUGCGCGCCGCCCCCGGGGGGCGGCGGUGAAGGACCUGCCCGGCGCCCCGCUAUUUAUUCGCCCCCCACGCCCCCUUCCUCCUCCGCCCCUCUCUUUCCCGCGCCGCGGGCGGGCCAUGGCUGGCGGCGGCGCGGUCGGCCCGGCGGACGAGCAGUGAGGGCGGACGGAGCCCCUCUUGUCGUCGGGGCGCGGCCGCACCAUGUCGGCCGUCGCGUACGUGGACUUCGUAGCGGCGCAGUGCCUGGUCUCCAUCUCCAACCGCUCCGCCGUGCCCGAGGCGGCGCGGCUGAAGGUGCCGGGCGAGGGGGAGGCGGCCCGGGAGCUACGCGACCCCCGCGACGCCUGGAAGGACUACUGCGCCCUGCUGGCCAUCGCUAAGAGCCUGCUGGAGCUGAACAAGUACCGGCCGCUGCCCGCCCCCUCCGUCUGCAGUGACAGCGUGGAGAGCCCCGACGACGACGCGGGCUCCGACAGCGACGCGGCCACCGAGCAGGGUUCCAGCCCGCCCCGUAGCCCCCCGCCGGGGCCGCCCCCCCGCCUGCGCGCCGCCGGGGCCGCCCCUAAGGGGAAGCUGGCGGCCGAGAAGCGGCACAAGUGCCCCUACAGCGGGUGCGGCAAGGUCUACGGCAAGUCUUCCCACCUCAAGGCGCACUACCGGGUGCACACAGGUGAGCGACCAUUCCCCUGCACGUGGCCCGACUGCCUUAAAAAGUUCUCCCGCUCUGACGAGUUGACACGGCACUACCGAACCCACACUGGUGAGAAGCAGUUCCGCUGCCCCCUCUGCGAGAAGCGGUUCAUGCGGAGCGACCACCUGACCAAGCACGCCCGCCGCCACACCGAAUUCCACCCCAGCAUGAUCAAGCGAUCCAAAAAGUCCAGCUCCAGCAGCUCCUUGUGAAGGCAGGGCUGGCCCUGGGGAAGGAGUGGAGAAGAGGCAGGCUGUGGCGAGGGUGCGGGCAGUGAUGCCAGAACACAAGCAUCCACUGCGCUGCCGGUCACCCUUGCUGUCCAAAAGCACAUGUAGCCGGCAUUAAAAGAAAAAGUACUCAGUAUCCCCCUCCCUAUCUUCCACCUUCUAGCUCUGCCCUGAGAACAGUCUGGAACAAGCGGACUGUGGGGUGAGAGGAGGGAAGGGGCAGCCAGGGAGGAGGCAAUCACCUCUUCCAAUGUAAUGCGUUGGUACUGGUGUACAUACAUAGGACUGGGCGGUCUGGCCUGUGCCACCACAGUAGCAUGACCCCAAAGUCUUUGUGAUUGCUGUGUCAUGAACAUGUUUUGUUGAACAGUGUAAUGCUGCUUGUAUUUAGAGUCUGUUGAGUAAAAACACUUUCCGAGUCACAUAAAUAACUCAGAUAAAAACUCCAUAGCACAUUGUA
This is a messenger RNA of Motacilla alba alba, 1561 nucleotides long. It is a transcript of the gene KLF9, whose product is annotated as Kruppel like factor 9. Gene Ontology annotation, biological process: regulation of transcription by RNA polymerase II. Lineage: Eukaryota; Metazoa; Chordata; Aves; Passeriformes; Motacillidae. Gene Ontology annotation, molecular function: DNA-binding transcription factor activity, RNA polymerase II-specific; RNA polymerase II cis-regulatory region sequence-specific DNA binding. The transcript has 2 exons. The record is from RefSeq and is a predicted model, not a curated record. The coding region runs from base 382 to 1083 and encodes 233 amino acids.